AUGAGCACUCAGGAAAACUACGACCCAAAGGUGCAUCACGCACCCGCACCCGCACCCCCACAUGCGCAGACCGGCCAUGGUCAAUUGCAACCGGACGAAGAAAAGCAAUGUACAAAUGCACCUGUCGUGGCAAAGAAAUCUGUCUACGCCGGACUCGGCUGGCUCGACCGUCUUCUCGCACUCUGGAUCUUGCUCGCCAUUGUCAUUGGGAUUCUGCUAGGCAAUUUCGUCGAAAGUGUUGGACCGGCACUGCAGCGAGGGAAAUUUGUUGAUGUGUCUGUUCCUAUUGCCGUGGGUCUUUUGGUAAUGAUGUAUCCCAUUUUAUGCAAAGUAAAGUAUGAAUCUUUACACCGGGUAUUUGCGCAUCGUCAGAUUUGGGUACAGUUAGGUUUUAGUAUUUUGGUUAAUUGGGUUGUGGCACCUCUCUUAAUGCUCGGGUUGGCCUGGGCAUUCCUCCCAGAUGAACCGGGCUUAAGAAACGGUCUAAUAUUUGUCGGGCUGGCCCGUUGCAUUGCGAUGGUUUUGAUCUGGACUGGUCUUGCCGGUGGCGACGAGGAGUACUGUGCCAUAUUGGUCGCUGUGAAUUCUAUUCUUCAAAUGGUGCUCUACGCCCCGCUUGCAAUCCUCUUUGUCAACGUCAUCAGCCAUGGAACCGCUAGGUCUGCCUCCUACCCAGUCGUUGCACGUAGUGUUGGCGUUUUCCUUGGAAUACCUCUUGGUGCAGCGAUUGCAACUCGAUUUAUACUUCGUGCCAUCAAUGCCAAAUGGUACGAUCAGAAAUUCAUCAAAUGGAUUGCGCCUUGGUCGCUCGUCGGACUCCUAUACACUAUAUUGGUGAUGUUUGCGUCACAGGGGAAACAGGUUGUGCACCAAAUUGUCUCGGUUGUGCGGGUUGCAGCACCACUUAUCGUUUACUUUGUGGUUAUCUUUUCUUUGACCCUGUGGGUCACGAAAAAGUUGGGCUUUGGAUACAAGCUAUCAACGACGCAAAGCUUCACGGCAGCUAGCAACAACUUCGAGCUGGCAAUCGCCGUUGCAGUUGCAACUUUCGGAGCAAACAGUGACGAAGCGCUGGCGACAACGGUUGGCCCACUGAUAGAGGUUCCUGUUCUAAUUUCACUAGUCUACUUUGUCAGGUGGAUUGCACCGCGAUGGAGAUGGAAAGAUUAA
This is a messenger RNA of Exophiala bonariae, 1170 nucleotides long. RefSeq lists its product as uncharacterized. Lineage: Eukaryota; Fungi; Ascomycota; Eurotiomycetes; Chaetothyriales; Herpotrichiellaceae. The coding region runs from base 1 to 1170 and encodes 389 amino acids. Gene Ontology annotation, cellular component: plasma membrane. Gene Ontology annotation, biological process: arsenite transport; antimonite transmembrane transport. The transcript is spliced from 4 exons. Gene Ontology annotation, molecular function: antiporter activity; antimonite transmembrane transporter activity; arsenite transmembrane transporter activity. The record is from RefSeq and is a predicted model, not a curated record.